AUGGACUUCGAUAACGAUUUAGGGGGAUCUGUGUGGGGUGAUGGCACCGAGGACAAUCCAUUCAAUGAAUUGAGCCGAACCUUUGCUAAAAUUGGUGAAGUUAGUGAUGAAAAUAAUCAAGAACAAACUGGAGAUACGGAUAAACAUGGCGAUGAAGCAUUAUUCAGCAGACAAUGGGAUUCUUCAGAGGCACAGGAGAAUGUUAGUAAUGACCAUAAAAAUGAUUUACCAUUAGAUAUAACCCCUUUGUCUUUUCACGAAUCCAGUAAUGCUCCCAGGACUGACACAUCAGAGUUAUUGGGAUCUUUAGCACCUGAACAGGACCCUUUACACGAGUUAACACAGACUCACUUGUUAGUAUCUCCGCAAAAAAACGAUCCGCUAUUUGGGGGUCUUGAUAAUUCACCAUUGCGUAUCGACGAUGAUGUUCAACGAAAUGAGACGACGGCCUCUGGACCACACUCUCCAACAGUUUCGAGGACAGGAAAGUUGAAUAAAUUAUUCUCCAGUGCAAGGGUUCGCAGAAAUCCAAGCAAAACUCAAGAAAAGAGUAAAGAAACCUCUAUUCACGACCCUUUGGUGGAAAGUCUAGCUGAAAAGGAGAAGAAUGAACAGUUUGUCGAGGAAUCAUUAAAUGACGACGAAACAAGAGACGUAAAACUCUCAUUAGAGCAACAGUUAGAGUCUCCCCUAUUCAUGAUUCCAGAUAGGAAAUCUGCAUCAUUACUCGAGAGUAAUAACCGUGGUAGGAGUGAUAAUGCAAAUAGCAACAAUGCAUCAUCAGUAGCGACACGUAACGAACCUGAAGAGAAGUUCGAGAUUGCAGUUAUCAACCCCGUAAAAGUUGGAGAGUUAACAUCUGCUUAUGUGGAAUACACUGUGGUAAGCAAAGGGACCCCACUUGAAAAUGCUGAAUAUAGAGUCCAAAGACGUUAUAGAGACUUUAGAUGGCUUUAUAGGCAACUCCAGCAUAAUAACUGGGGCCACAUAAUUCCACCACCUCCUGAGAAACAAGCAGUUGGUAGAUUCAAACAAGACUUUAUUGAAAAUAGAAGAGCUCAGAUGGAGAGAAUGCUACAGCAUAUUGCUAAUAGUCCUGUAUUGCAAAAGGACAGUGAUUUUAUUCUCUUUUUAACUUCUGAGCAAUGGAGCCAAGAAUCAAAAUUAAGAGAACAAAUUUCAGGCUCAAAGGCUUCUCAUGACAGUAAUGACAUAUCUGAUAUUCAUAUUUCAGAAAUUAAGCUUUUAGGUCCUGAGGAUGCUGAAAGAGUUUUAAAGAGUGGAGGAUUGGACACCGAUACGGGAUCAGGCUUUAUGGGUCUAUCCUUUGCAUCUGCCCCCAAAUACAAAGAACCUGAUCAGUUCUUCAUUGAAACUGCGCAGAAAACUGACAUUUUAGAAGAACAAUUGAAACAGCUAUACAAGGCAUUAGAACUUGUAGAUUCACAAAGAUCUGAUUUAUGUUCUGUAAUCAACGAAUUCAGUGACACGUUGAACAUAUUGGCGGAUCUAGAACUUUCAAAGAAAACAUCUGAAAUUCUCAGAAAUUUUGCGGAAGUUCAUUUGCGUAUAAAAGAGUCCACUUCAAGAAGCUCAAUGCAGGAUUCCUUGACUCUUGGUGUAACUAUUGAUGAUCAUCUAAGAACAAUAGGUAGUGUGAAAGCUAUUCUCAACCAAAGAAGCAAAAUUGGGUACUAUCUGAUUUUGGUCGAGAACGAAUUGAAUAAGAAAAAAGCUCAAUUAAACAAAAUCUCUGACAGAUCUGCCAAUGUAGAGAAAGCAAAGAUAAUAGAAAAUGAACUAGGCAUCUGUAAUGCACGCUACAAUAAGAUAAAGAAGGAGUGGCAAUCGAUUGGAGAAGUAAUAAGAAAGGAGAUAAACCAAAACAACCUAGAAACUGUCGAGGAUUUCAGGAACAAUAUGGAAAUAUAUCUAGAAUCAGCUAUCGAAAGCCAAAAGGAAUGUAUUGAAAUAUGGGAAACUUUUUAUCAAAAUAAUUUGUAA
This is a messenger RNA of Kluyveromyces marxianus DMKU3-1042, 2004 nucleotides long. RefSeq names its product sorting nexin 1 (gene VPS5). Gene Ontology annotation, molecular function: phosphatidylinositol binding. Gene Ontology annotation, cellular component: endosome. Gene Ontology annotation, biological process: retrograde transport, endosome to Golgi; protein retention in Golgi apparatus. The transcript has a single exon. The record is from RefSeq and is a predicted model, not a curated record. Bases 1 to 2004 code for a protein of 667 amino acids. NCBI's taxonomy places the organism in Eukaryota, Fungi, Ascomycota, Saccharomycetes, Saccharomycetales, Saccharomycetaceae.